Dunckerocampus dactyliophorus (ringed pipefish) is the source of this 2915-nucleotide messenger RNA. RefSeq names its product NHL repeat-containing protein 3-like. Bases 154 to 1206 code for a protein of 350 amino acids. NCBI's taxonomy places the organism in Eukaryota, Metazoa, Chordata, Actinopteri, Syngnathiformes, Syngnathidae. Gene Ontology annotation, molecular function: translation repressor activity; protein binding; ubiquitin protein ligase activity. Gene Ontology annotation, biological process: proteasome-mediated ubiquitin-dependent protein catabolic process; protein polyubiquitination; negative regulation of translation. The record is from RefSeq and is a predicted model, not a curated record. The transcript is spliced from 3 exons.
GACUGACCAGGAAGUGAAUUGUACAUGCACUCCGACGACUAUAUUGGUCAUAAAUCUCCGGACUGUAUAUAUAACGCCUUGGUUAUUUUUUUCGUAGCAAAGUGUGCAAGGUUAUCCAGUGUUAGUUGAUUAUUUUCUGUUAGAAACGCAUCAAUGAGCAAUAGAAGCCAUACGUGUCUGAUAAUGACCAGUCUGGCCUCAGUAGUCUUCCUUAUGAUGGUGUUGUACGGCGUCUUCAGCCCCCAGCAGGCUAGCCGCUCCAUCCUCAGUCAGGACUACCAGCUGCUUGGAAGGCCGUUGUACAAACUGGACCUGAGCUGGCCCAAAAACCCUGAACUGUUCACUGGGAAUGUAUUUGGAGUGGCUGUCAACCAGUAUGCGGGUGUGGUCUAUGUGGCACAGAGAGGUGAUAGUGUGCCCAAGGUGCUGGUGUUCACAUCAGAGGGUGACUUCCUCAUGUCCUGGAACACAACCACCUUAGAGAUGCCCCAUGGUAUAUUUUUAGCAGAUGCCUUGUCAAACCCAACUAUCUGGAUCACAGAUGUGGGGAAUGGGCCGUAUGGCCACUGCAUCAAGCAGUACUCGCCAUCAGGGAAGCUUCUGCAGGUGCUUGGUACACCGGGCAAGGCCGGCUCUGGGCUCAACCCUUUGCAGUUUGACCAGCCAGCUGAGAUCUUCGUCCAGGAAUCUGGAGAAAUGUACAUAGUGGACGGUGACGGUGGGAUGAACAAUCGACUCAUUAAAUUGUCUAAAGACCAGGAAGUGUUGUGGGUGCAUGGAGAAAAAGGACAGGGGCUCGCUCAGUUCUACAUCCCCCAUAGUGUAACUGUGGAUAACGCUCAGAGGGUGUGGGUGGCUGACAGGGGUAACAAGAGGAUCCAGGUCUUCAACUCCCUUACAGGGGACUGGCUGGGGUCGUGGGGAAGCUGCUUCACUGAGGAUGCACCCUACUCAGUCCGCCUGACCCCUAAUAAGAAGUACUUUGUUGUUGUCCAGCUCAACACCAAUCAAAUUUCACUACUUGAUGCCCCCCCGGUGGGUUUAAUUGGCCAGUGCAGGGUGGUCAGUGUGAUUCAAAUGGCUGAUGACGUGAAGCCGCAUCUGGUCGACUUGGAUCUAAAAUCAGGGGUGUUGUAUGUGGCUGAGAUUGGAGCCCAGCAGGCGCAGAAGUUCAUCCCUUUCAGUCUCGGUGGGGGCUUUUUAUAGAUAAAACAUGAACUGUGAAUCAAAAGCAUUGCCAAAUAAUUACAAGAAUGGGCUGCUAAUUUCCAUACAUUGGAGCCUUUAAGGUCAAAUGCUAUCUGUGUUGGGAUCGCCGGUCAACCUCCAGUGUGUUCACGUUUCAAAACGUUUUCUUUCUGAAGGAAAUAUUCGAAUGAAUACAGAUGAAGUUGUUAUCAUAAUGUAUAACGUCUUGCAAUGUGUCACAAAUUGUGUGAAUUUAACAGCACAUUUUCAACCAAGUUUUGGUUACAUUCCAAAUUGUACAACCCUUAGGGCAGGGGUGUUCAAACUUUUUCCACCGAGGGACGCAUACUGAAAAAUCAAAAGUUGCAGGGUACCACUUUGAUUUUUUUAUAUACCGGUAUAUGUUUUAUAUAUAUAAAGGCUAUGAAAAAUGAUAUAUAUACUGUACAUAUAUAUAUAUAUAUAUCAGGAAAAAGCUUUGUGUUAUUAUUAGUUGGGUUGUCCCUAUCCAAUAUUGAUAUCGGAUAUUGGGCCGAUAUCAGCAAAAGAAACCGAGUAUCAGAUUAUGUCAGGAUGCAUCUAAAAUCUCCGAUAUUAGCACUUCAAUACAAGCAGGUGAUUCCAGACUCCGCCCCAGCACGUCCAUCCAGCAGCGGCCGGAUAGAGCCCACGUGACGUCGGCCGUGUGUAUUUUCCUUAAAGCUUCGCUGCAGCUGAGUGUGAAACUGGUCAUGCACAAGUUUCCCGUGGUGGCACAGAACUAGGAAAGUUUAAUACGACCAAUCUCAUCGGAAGUGAAAAGGGACACCCCUAAUUAUUGGUUAUUAGUGUCAGCACUUCAGCUUUUCGCACUCACAUUGUGACCUUUUGUUCUGUUUUUGGAAUUUUUGUUGAUUGUUUUAAAAAUGUUAUUUCUACAUUGUGGAAUGGGCCAAUAAAAAAACAGGCCACAGACCGCACUUUGGACACCCCUACCUUAGGGAAUUUGAAUUUUGAGGUUCAAGUGUCUGGCGUAUGUUCCAAUAUAAAAACCUGCUUGGAGGUAUUGACCUGAUUCUGCAAUACUUGGAAAUAAAUAUUAUGUAAACAUUGUCUGCUUACCUUGCCCUAAAUAGGGUCACAUUCUGACAAAACAAUUGCGGUCAUAUCAUUGGCAUGAAUAUCAUUCAUUUUCAUUCCUUCAUUUAUUUGAGCCGUUCUUGGGAUUGGUUAUAAAAUGUAUAUCUCCAAUCAUUUCGAACAGUUCGAUUUUAUUAUUAUAAUAGAUUGAUGUUCUCUAAUUUACACAGGGUUGAAUUGAUACAUACAGGUGUAAACAUCUACAGUGUGGAUAGGACGUUGAUUGAUUUGCAUUGCCGUAGUCAGAAAGCAGCUACUGCCAUUGGGACGUGCAAUAAGUCAGGCCUGUCUGUUGUUGAGCCUUAGAAAAUGUUUGCCUGAAAGUGUGUUAUUCAUUAUGCACCAUCUGCUUCGGUGGAUUGUACAUUUAAAUGGAAUUGUCAUAUUUGGAGGUGUUUGAAAUCAUUCACCGUGUAAAUCGCUAAUGCUAAUCGCAAGCGUGUGUAUGGGUUUUUUCAUGUAAAUUAGCAUCGAGCUAGUGUUUUUGUUUUAAUGCAUUUCGUUUAUGUUGAAUGUCACAGAUAAAUUAUUUGUGUCCUGUGUAGGUCAAAAUUCCCAUGCUUUAUUUGUGAAUGUUAAGUUUUCAAAGUAAAGGCUCUGAUAUGGAA